UUUAUGAAUGGUUUUUAUAGCAUGAAAUUAAUUUUUCAGUUUGUUUAAUGAUAAAAAACGUGUUUUUCAAUUACUAGUUUAUUAAUUGAGUCAGCUGAGGAUAACACACUGGUACUGUAAGGGAGAUGAAGAUAAAUCGCGUAAGAACAAUAAAUUAAUACAGUCAAUUAAAAUUCAAAAGUCUAGCUCAACUACAUCAUUAUUACAACAUCAAUAUUGAGGUAUGUGCUUGUUCGUGUAUGUAACCGAACGUUUUCUUAGUCAUACAUUGUAAUGUAUAAAUGAUCCGGAGAAUGAUCACCGGCAUGCGCUUUGAAUAUUAGUCACAUCCGGAUGUUAUGCACUUAAGACGGCGGGAGAAUGUGAAUUGAUUUCUAAUUCAGCCAUUGACAUUAUACAGAGAUGGCGGAGACAUAUGGCGACGGAGUUUCCAUAGUUCCGGAAGUAUGUGACGAUGCAGUAUCCAUAGUAACUAACACCACAAGGAACAGUGACGAGACUGGUGAUCUAAAGUCACCGUACAAGUCGCUUCUCGGCCUAAGGAUGCUAGAAAAUAAAAGAGUUCUUCAAACGGAUAUCACAGAUAAAACACUAUCCCCUGUGUUGCCCGUACAGACAUCAACAUGGUCUCGUAAGGUGGACCAUUCGGUCGCGGAAGAUUCGGACGACGAUUCAGUAAUGUCGGAGUCAUUACUUCGACAAACACAGCAUAUCAAUAAUCCUAAAUCUGUAUCAGAGGACCAGGCGUCCCAGCUACUUUUUGAUGAUACCCAGAGUUCUUGUGACCACAGUGGAACAUUACCCAUCCAAUUUGUACGACCAGAUUGUCAGGAUUCUAUUGUGUCCCCUGUAAACCGUAUCUCGCCUAACUUGUAUACUCAUAGCCCUGGUCUGUCCUUUGGUGAUGGAGUUGGUACAAAGGUGUUUGAAUCAGUGGACCAAGAGGACCGCUUUGUGAAGUCUAAUAGUCCUCAAGCCAAAAUGUGCCGCCCGUAUAGCUCUCAAAGCUCAGGAGAAAUCCACUCGAGAAGCACUCGGAGCUCAAGAGAAAUUCUUGAUUCCGCUGCCAAAACUUUCAAGCCGAGGAGCACUCCCAGCUCAGAAGAGGUUGGUAGGCCAUCAUCCAAAGCCUUCCACGCGAGUGCCACGCAGAGCUCAAGAGAGGGGCACAUUCAGGCGACCAAGGUAUCACAUUCAAGCUCCGAUGAUCAGGCUAAAAGGGCACAUGCCGGGAGUCCCCAGAAUUCCGGAGAAUUUGACAGUGAACAGGACAAAGUGUAUCACGCAACUAGCACUCGGAGCUCGGGAAAUAACAACACGAGAGGCAGGAAACUGGGUUCAUGUCAUGAGCAGUCAAUGACUGGAGAGUUGCCUGGGAAAUGCCAGCGUAUUGACACACUGGAUGUUUUAGAUGACAAAGAGGAAAAACAAAUAUUUGCGCCGCAAAAAGGACAUGAAAGUCAGUCAACCAUAUCACCACACGACAGUAGCCCUGCAGUAGAGCAUGACCGAGAGGAAGUGAUAUUCAAAAGGAUCGUCAAGCAGCAAGACUAUGUUGACAAACAACUGCGCAAAUCGAGUCUUCAAGGAGACGUUGAAAAAAUAAAGCAACACAUGGACACACUUCAAUCACUGUUGCGACAGCUUAGCAACCAGCACAAGUGUUACAGACACCGCUUGACCGCCGACGUACGGUCCACUUCCAAAACAAAACAGGAUAGGUUCCGACACAAGCGCGAGAUCGAACAACUCGGAAAACGACAAAAACAGCUGAUCCAACUGGUCCAAAGGCAAAAGACGCUGAGUUCCAGAAUAAAAGAUAUCGAACAAAGAAAUGAUGGUUCAGGAUAUCAGACUACAACCACGAGUUUGUCACAGAACCUUAAUCAUCAAGCGAGCCAAAAAACUGGGUCAAGCCAGAUGACAGUUACUCCACCGAACUCUAAGGAAAAGCGCGUGCAGGACACACAGUCAUCUAGAUCGUCUCGUCUGACCUCAGAAUCAUGCUCACAAAGUUUGCUACUUAGUUAUACCAGUAACAUUCCUGUGAACCAAAACACGGAAAAGAUGUCGCUGCCGACAAAGAGCUUCGCCAAUAGUUCCUUGAUAGAAAAUGGCAGUGUAGAAAGACCGGUGCCGAGACAGGGCGGCACUGGUACAGUCUCGGCAAACCCGUUUGUCGAAUCCUCCUUUUUUCAACAAAAAACAAGUGUAAUUCAAACCCAUCCUCGUCAGAAAACGAUUACGACCUCAAUGAUUAAUUCGUUUGACCCGGAACAGCCAAGUACCUGUAUUGAAGAAAGAUCUUCGUUAGGGUCCUGUACACAUGUUGAGACCAGGUCUAAGACUCCAGCACAGCCAGGUGAUCUUGUUGGGAAAUGUUUUACAAUACAGUCAAGUGCCAAUGUAGAGGAAUGGCCUGCUCCAGCACAGAACAACCGACCUAUUCCUGUUUCUAACCGUGGUGGGACCUCUCCACGAGCUCAUAAGCUAACUGCUAUGAGUAAGGCUGGAUUGAAUAGACAGCACUUCGAUUGCAAUGGAACGCCAAAAAAUGUACUGCCGAAUAUGACGUCAAAAGAAACAUUUUCACGGACUGUUAAUUAUCCAAACAUUCGUACCUUGUAUACAAAGACCAACGCUCCAGAUCAAGGUAUCAAGCAAACCUCUGGAAAGCUCAAGGUCAUUUUAGUUCCUCCGCCAUUAAGAAAACCACAAUCAAACACUUCUGUUAUAAAUUCCAGUUCCCCACCUCCAUCUCAGCAUCAAAUUAUGUCACACGGUCCUAUGUUCAAAUCUCCACCUCUGCCGAACACCACUGAUGUUGAUAACAUAUCACCAAGUACUGCAUCGUGUAGCGACGUGUUUCCAGUCAAAUCAUCGGAAAUCAAUAGAAGAAUACAACAAAGACGACUUUUAGCUGAAAGUCAGAAGAUGGAGAUUGAAUGCGAAGUUCCUGUUCCGGUGUUAAAGCCUCAUAUUGGUCCUUACACCAAACAUAUCGAAGAGGAUCAAAGGACAACAGCGGAGGAGUUCCGGGUAAGUGAGGAGCAGUCUGAUCAGAAUGGCAGCAUUCCGGUACAGACAAAAUAUCCACCUCUUAGAACUCUGAUAGAGCGCGGUGCUCUCGUGCCUGAAAAUGAUUGCCUUGUCACAGAAUCUAAGAAGAAUGGUCGGUACAUCGGGAGCCUUUUGCACUCUGGGUUGAUAAGAGGACAUGGAGGUGAAGUGUUUAAAACCCCUGUCCAGUGGGUCUCCGCUGUCAAUGAUGGCGUACUGGUGAAAAAGAGUCGAGCUUACAGAGAGGUUUUCUAUCAUGGUCAACCACUGCUGACCUUUGUCAAUCCAGGUCCUACGUCUGUAAUAGAUUUGACCAAGGCUAACGAGGAACCAGAGAGUAACAGAGCAUAUGACGGGGUAAUGAGUAACGACGCUGUUUCAAAAAAGCAGGCACCGUUUGAUUUGGAAACCCUUCUUAGAAACUGUACAGUGAGAUUAAUCUCCGACGAAGAAAUCGUGCCAUCUUCAGAUCUUCCUGAAAACUUCUGGAAUGACGACUUUUGUAAUGUCAGACUCCCCCAAAGUUUACAGGAACAAAUAGACUGUUGGUAAUAGAAGCCUCUAUCAACGCCGGAUUGAAAGGUGUAAGGAGUGUUAAUUAUGUCUCCCCUUCGAAUGAAGGGAG
Messenger RNA from Mizuhopecten yessoensis (Yesso scallop), 3685 nucleotides. RefSeq lists its product as uncharacterized. The transcript is spliced from 14 exons. The coding region runs from base 403 to 3612 and encodes 1069 amino acids. The record is from RefSeq and is a predicted model, not a curated record. Lineage: Eukaryota; Metazoa; Mollusca; Bivalvia; Pectinida; Pectinidae.